This is a messenger RNA of Cyphellophora attinorum, 1734 nucleotides long. RefSeq lists its product as uncharacterized. Lineage: Eukaryota; Fungi; Ascomycota; Eurotiomycetes; Chaetothyriales; Cyphellophoraceae. The record is from RefSeq and is a predicted model, not a curated record. The transcript has 3 exons. Bases 1 to 1734 code for a protein of 577 amino acids.
AUGCCACUGUUGUACGGGCCUGGGCAGGAAGCAGAUAGCAGGGAAGACUGGCGUGAUCAAGACGUUGAGCCUGGAUAUGAGCCUGGAUACAAGUCACAAACCUCCAGUACAUCAUCUGACAAGAAUGCUUUAUCAUCAAGGAAUGGAUGUAGGACAAACACACAAGAUAAUUCACGGACUGUGCAAUCAUCUGGAAGGCCAGGGAAUAGUGUUUGUCUCGGCGUUGAAGGGAAGGAAAUAGUGGGCACACUGGAUACCAAGAGCACCUUCCCAUCAGCAGCAACACCUCAUACUGGCAGUCUCGAUCAUCCCACAGGAGCCGCCGGCAUCGAUCGAGAAGAGCUCGUCCGGAAGUCCUGCACGAGCUCGAAUACCACUCUCAUGGACACGCCACACCAUGCUAUCCCACUGCCCGUGAAGAAGUACUCUUCUCGUUUCUAUCGCAACCUACGCUAUACCUGGCUGAUAACAUAUCACCGCCUCAACAUCCUGUGCCUACUACCUAGUUUAUUGUCGAUGAUCCUGCUCGGUACUGUCGGAAACCCUCGACUCCUCCAACGACCGCUGUCGACCCUAGCCGCCGCCAGCAGCGCCAACUUCCUCGCCGCAAUACUCGUCCGACAAGAGCUCGUGAUCAAUGCUCUUUUCAUCACUGCUGGAAAAUGCCCUCAAUGGUGGCCGCUUCGGCUCAGAAGGCUCGUGGCGAAGAUAUACCACCUCGGAGGUGUGCAUAGCGGUGCAGCCAUUGCCGGUACUGUCUGGUUUGCAGUCCUAUCUGUUGCCAUCUUCAAGAGCUCGGAUCUACCGACUGGAACAACACGAAACGUUCUGCUGUCGAUUACUGCGAUCUUGGACACUCUCCUGGUCUUGAUAGUGGCUACGGCAGAACCACACUUCCGGCAGCGCUUCCACGACUACUUUGAGUGGUGCCAUCGAUUUGCGGGAUGGGCUGCCAUUGCUCUAUUCUGGGCUCUUUUCGUUCUCCUUACCAUAGUAUCCAGCGAAGCACCGAACUCCGAGUCGCUUCGACAUUUACUGAAGAGCUCUCCGACCUUCUAUAUGCUCAUAGCCAUCACGGUAUGCCUCAUUGCGCCAUGGCUGAAUCUGCGACGGGUGCCGGUAACGGUUGAGAAGCUUUCGGACCACGCCGCUCGUCUACACUUCACCUAUACCAAUGUACCAAUGUGUUCGGCGCCGCGAAUUACGGACAAGCCUUUGCGGGAAUGGCAUGCGUUCGCGUCAAUACCAGAAGACAGCGGCAAGGGAUUCUCUUUGCUCGUGUCCAGAGCCGGCGACUGGACCGGAAGGAUCAUCGAAGAGCAGCCCGCGUACCUCUACAAGCGCGGCUGGCUAGCACACGGCAUACUGCAUAUCGCCCCAAUCUUUAAAUCCACCGUCAUAAUAUGCACAGGCUCCGGCAUUGGUCCAGUUCUUAGUCUGCUCGUGGGCGCGCCACAUCUCGAGUCUCCUCGACUCAUUUGGAGCACGAAAAAUCCUCUCGCAACUUACCAGAAAGAGAUCGUCGACAUGGUAUACUCUCGAGAUCCUCAAGCGAUAGUCAUCGAUACCGGUAUCAACAAGCGCCCAGACCUCGCGCAGCUGGGCUAUCAUCUCUACAAGGAGACCAAAGCAGAAGCGGUCUUCGUCAUCUCGAACAAGAAAGUCACUCGGAAAGUGGUAUAUGCGCUAGAGACGCGCGGAGUUGCCGUCUUUGCGCCCAUCUUCGAUUCAUGA